AUGUCGAUUUCGUUCUCGCAAGAGCUGCUCAUCCCCACCGUACUCGUGCUUCUUGUUUCCCUGUCCUUGUACUUCAGGUCUAGUAAUAGAUCAAAGAAUCCAUCGGUGCUCCCAAUCGACUGGCCAAUAGUGCACAUGUUGCCGGCAUUCAUUGCCAACCUCCAUAACUUGUGUGACUAUUGUGCUGCGAGCCUCGCCGAAUCAGGCCACAACUUCAGGAUACAUCUUCCCCAAGCGCACAUGUUCCUCACUUGCGACCCUGUGAACAUCCGGCACAUCUUCACGACGAACCACACAAACUUCCCAAAGGGUGUGGAGUUCGCAGCCAUCUUCGACAUCAUGGCUGGAAGCUUCUUCACCAUUGAUGGUGAGCCGUAUCAUCGGCAGCGCGUGAAAUUUCAUAGCGUGCUCGGCAACCCACGGUUGGUUGCCAGUAUGGUAGCUUGCUGCCGCGACAAGAUGGAGAAUGGCCUCCUCCCAUUGUUCACCCAAAUGGCGAGCACCGGCACUCCAUUCGACAUGCAAGAAGUGGUUUCGAGGUUUAUGUUUGACCUGGCUGCCACAUCACUCUUUGGUGUGGACACUAGCCUCUUAUCCUUGGACAUGCCUCCCAUGGACGUUGCGAUUGCGAUGGACACGGUAAUGGAGGUAGCCCUUUUCCGGCACAUCCUGCCGGCCUCUUGCUGGAAGGCUAUGAGGUGGCUAAACAUCGGCCCAGAGAGAAAGCUCGAUGCGGCACACACGGUGCUACGAGGGUUUGUCACAGAUAUGAUCAAGAAGAAGAUUAACAGAGGCUGUAUUGGUAAUGAAGAGGAGCAAGAAAGUGCAGAUAUUCUAUCUUCCUACAUCAACGAUCCAGACUAUGCCGAUGUUGAAUUGCUCCAUGCGAUGCUCCUCGCUUUUAUGCUCGCUGGGAAGGACACAAUUGGCGUGACCUUGAUAUGGACCUUCUACAAGCUCGCCCAGAAUCCUAAGAUUGUGUCAAUCAUCCGCAGUGAACUCUCACCCAUUGCAUUACACAAAAUAGACACGGGUACGGGCGCCAUGGUAAUCUUUGACCCAGAGGAGACAAAAUCCAUUGUCUACUUGAGAGCUGUCUUGUAUGAGACUCUCAGAUUGUACCCACCGGCCCCUUUCGAGCGCAAGACAAUGGUUGCUGAUAAUAUCAUGCCGAGUGGUCAUGAGGUGCACGCCGGCGAAACCAUCCUUAUUUCACUCCACUCCAUGGGGAGGAUGGAGGACAUAUGGGGCAAGGAUUGUCACGACUACAACCCGCAUAGGUGGCUCUUGGAGGGUAGCAACAAGUUGAGGUAUGAACCAUCUCACAAGUUUUUGUCCUUCAACUCGGGUCCAAGGAUUUGCCCUGGGAAGGAAAUCGCUGUUAUCCAAAUGAGAACCAUCGUUGCCACGGUGGUAUGGAACUUUGACUUGGAGGUGGUGAAAGGACAGAGUAUCGAGCCGAAGUUGUCUUGUACACUACAGAUGAAAAAUGGGCUCAUAGUGAAGCUGAAGAAGCGUGAAAUACGUGAAAUAUAA
Messenger RNA from Triticum turgidum subsp. durum (durum wheat), 1536 nucleotides. The record is from the annotation of a GenBank genome assembly. Lineage: Eukaryota; Viridiplantae; Streptophyta; Magnoliopsida; Poales; Poaceae.